Molecule: messenger RNA, 1360 nt
Organism: Anolis sagrei ordinatus
Lineage: Eukaryota; Metazoa; Chordata; Lepidosauria; Squamata; Anolidae
Source: RefSeq, a predicted model, not a curated record
UUGCAGAAAAUGAGUGAAUUCCACCCUGACCUCAGCCCACUCAAGGAGCCCCUGGGUUUCAUCAAGGUUAUUGAGUGGUUCUUUUCUAUGUUUGCAUUUGCUGCAUGUGGAGGCUAUAAAGGUGCAACAACAAUACUAGUGUCCUGUGUAGGACUUGUCAACAGAACGGCAACAGCUACUUUUGCCUAUCCUUUCAGGUUGAACAAAGUUAUAUUUAGUUCACCAGAUCCUACCCGCUGCAAUGGCACUUGGGCUGAUUUCCACCUCGUGGGCAAUUUCUCUACCUCUGCACAGUUCUUUGUGACAUGGGCGGUCUUGAUAUUCUUGUACUGCAUGGCUGCCCUUCUGCUGUACCUUGGUUAUAUGCACAUAUAUCGGAGCGGGGGCAUUCUGCCAAUUAUAGAUUAUCUCUUCAGUCUCGCGGCUGUCUUCAUGUGGCUGGUCAGUACUGCUGCCUGGGGAAAGGCCCUUGCUGACAUCAAAAUUUCAACGGGUCCUCGUAUCAUAGAAGAAAUCGUUGCUUGCAAACUACCAGGUUCCUCCUGUGUAUUUGGUUCUGUUAGCACUAUGGGAAGCCUGAAUGUCUCUGUGGUUUUUGGAUUGCUAAAUGUUAUUAUGUGGGGAGGAAAUGCUUGGUUUGUUUACAAGGAGACAACUUUCCAUAAACCAAAUAAUUCCCCAAGCCAUGGGCUCUAUCCGCCGGCGUCAGGAAUUUAAGAGCUUCACACCAAAGCGGUUUCGUUGUAUCCUGUUGCCAAGAUCUUGAACACCCUGCAUUUCAAAGUAUCUCAGUAGUAACUCAUUUUCAAAUCUAUAAAACUUCAGUACCCAUCCCCCGAAUAGUAAAAACUAGGAAACUUUGGAAGGGGUAGCUAAUACUCUGUUGGAUAGUCUAAUAUUCAAUCAAACCUACUUGUGCUUUGUUAAAAUCUAAACUAGAUUCUCUUCAGGGAAGAGCAUUUUUUGUACUGGUAGUAAAUGUUUGUUCCUGUACCACAUCUUGUAAUACUAACUAGUCCUCUUCUAAACUUCUAAUCAACUUGUAAUUUGAUUAUUACUACGUUGUUAUUACAUUGUUGUACAUUCUACUGCGAAUGCCAUAACUCUUUGCUUACAUAGGGUUGAUUUUCCGAUUUCAGUGUAGUUGUUUAAUGUUCUGGAAAAGAAAGUAACUCUUGAACAAAAGUUGAAAUUUACAUAAGAACUUGAGGGAGCUCCCGUGAAUGUUUGUGGUGGUUACCAAGGUCCAUUUUAAGUCACAGGAUCCCUAGUGAUGACAUGUUUGAAACCGAAUAGCUGUAGAUGCUUGCUUAAGUAAGAUAAAAAUCCAAACAAUAUUAGAUGUAAAAACAUGGCAACA